Anisakis simplex (herring worm) is the source of this 383-nucleotide messenger RNA. The record is from the annotation of a GenBank genome assembly. Lineage: Eukaryota; Metazoa; Nematoda; Chromadorea; Rhabditida; Anisakidae.
UGUUCUUGUUUAAGGGUGAAGUGCAACAAAUUGAAUUUUCUGAACCGCUUUUGUCCGGAGAUUACCGUUUGCUACAAGUGGAUCCCGAACUAGCCGAUCAGAUUGAGAAAGGUUCAAGUUUGACAUUCCGUGGUGAGUUGGAUGACUAUCCUGUGCUAUGUACGAAGGAUACGACGUACUGUGUGAAGGAGGCCGAAACGUCGAAUACACUCUUGGUUUUACCUCAGUUGGAUUUUACCAAUGAUAAGAGUGAUGAAAACGAGCGAAUUCUGGCAACGCGUAAGGUGAUCGCAAUGCAGUCGAGAUAUCUGGAAUUGAAGAAGAUCAAUGUGGUAUCGUCGAGUCGUCUUAGAGAGUUGUUGCGAGAAAAUGAAUUGCAGUGG